CAGAACUUGCGUCUGCAUAUUUAGCUAUGGAUUACAAACUCUUUUCAUACUUCACUUUCACCCUCAUUUUUAUGAUUUGCUUGUUUCACUUUGCUUCUCCCUUUCCCUCUGCUUAUAGCCAGCUUGAUUACAAGUUUUAUGACAGAUCAUGCCCCCGCUUGCAAAUGAUUGUUAGAUAUGGUGUUUGGACAGCUUUAAAGAAUGACACUAGAAUGGCUGCAUCCCUCCUUCGGUUGCACUUUCACGAUUGUUUUGUAAAUGGUUGUGAUGCCUCAAUUCUUCUCGAUGAUACAAUAGAUUUCCAGGGGGAGAAGAAUGCUUUACCAAACCGAAACUCUGCUAGAGGGUAUGAAGUCAUCGACAAUAUAAAAGCAGAUGUUGAAAGAGCUUGCCCAUCAACUGUUUCAUGUGUUGAUAUAUUGACUCUAGCAGCAAGAGAAGCUGUUGUCAUGGUUGGAGGUCCUUACUGGCCAGUUGCAUUAGGCCGACGAGAUGGAUUAACUGCCAGUCAGCAAGCAGCUAAUGAACAGUUGCCAUCACCUUUUGAGCCUCUGGAUAACAUCACUGCCAAGUUCACAUCAAGGGGUCUUGACCUUAAGGAUGUUGUUGUCCUCUCAGGAGCUCACACCAUAGGGUAUGCCCAAUGCUUUACCUUCAAGAGAAGACUUUUCGAUUUCAAGGGCUCAGGGAAGCCAGACCCUACACUCGAUGUUUCAGCCCUCACAAACUUGCAAGGCCUCUGUCCAAACACAGACUCCUCAAACACCAUUCUUGCUCCCCUUGACACUUUAAGUGUUUACAAAUUCGACAACCUGUACUACACCAACCUUGUCAACAACGUGGGACUACUUGAAUCCGAUCAAGCUCUAAUGGCAGAUCCAAGAACAUCUGCAAUGGUCACUUCCUAUAGCACAAAUCCUUAUCUUUUCUCAAAUGACUUUGCAGCAUCAAUGAUGAAACUUGGAAGUCUUGGGAUAUUGACAGGAGAUAAGGGGCAGAUUAGAAAGAAAUGUGGGUCUAUGAACUAAGUUCUUGUAAUGUUGCCUGCUUAAUGAAAAUUAAUGUUGUUCUUCCCAUAAUAAUAACUCCACGAACCACUCUGGAUCCUCAUGUAUACCAUCACAAUAUAUGAAAGUAAAUUUA
Molecule: messenger RNA, 1143 nt
Organism: Rubroshorea leprosula
Lineage: Eukaryota; Viridiplantae; Streptophyta; Magnoliopsida; Malvales; Dipterocarpaceae
Source: the annotation of a GenBank genome assembly